Molecule: messenger RNA, 953 nt
Organism: Ceutorhynchus assimilis (cabbage seed weevil)
Lineage: Eukaryota; Metazoa; Arthropoda; Insecta; Coleoptera; Curculionidae
Source: the annotation of a GenBank genome assembly
ACCGCUGUCAACCUAACCUAUAAUUGUGAGUGAGUUUGUGUUUUUCGUAGAUUUUGAUUUCAGCCAUUUCAUUAUUGUAAAUUACGGUGGUAUAAAAUAAAAUGGCUCGCCGAUAUGAUACAAGAACUACUAUUUUCUCCCCUGAAGGCCGACUGUACCAGGUCGAAUACGCUAUGGAAGCCAUUUCCUUGGCCGGUACCUGCUUGGGAAUAUUAGCCAACGAUGGCAUUUUAUUGGCUGCAGAAAGGCGUAAUACCAAUAAGCUUUUGGAUGAAGUUUUCACUUCAGAGAAGAUUUAUAAGCUAAACGAAGAUAUGGUCUGUAGUGUAGCUGGUAUAACUUCAGACGCCAAUGUCUUAACCAAUGAGCUGCGCCUCAUUGGCCAAAGAUAUCUGUUCCAAUACGGACAGUCAAUCCCUUGUGAACAAUUAGUUUCUUGGCUGUGCGACGUCAAACAAGCUUACACCCAAUAUGGUGGCAAGAGGCCUUUUGGAGUAUCAAUUUUGUACAUGGGCUGGGACAAACAUUAUGGCUACCAAUUGUACCAAUCUGACCCUAGUGGCAACUACAGCGGUUGGAAGGCCACUUGCAUUGGCAACAAUAGUUCUGCAGCAAUUUCCAGUCUCAAACAGGAAUACAAAGAAGGCGGCAUGACAUUAAAAGAUGCCAAAACUUUGGCCAUCAAAGUUUUGAGUAAAACUUUGGACAUGACCAAGCUGACAUCGGAGAAAGUUGAAAUGGCCACUUUGACCAGGAGCAACGAUAAAACAGUCACUAGUAUUCUGACUGGCAAAGAAGUUGAAGCAUUGAUUAAGGAGUAUGAAACAACUGAGGCCAGCAAUGAGGCAAUGAAGAGGGAACAAUCAAAAGCUGCUGCUUAAUUUUAAUUAUUAUGAAUUAAUAUAAUCUAUAAUAUGUAAGCAUUUAUUGAAUAAAACUUGUCUAAUUUUCAA